UUUGUUUGUUUUGGUGAUCUGGCAACGUUGAUAUGUUGCAUGGAAAUGUCGGCCCUCGCAUUUUGAUAUUUCAAAUAAUAGAUUCAUCAAUAUGUCGGGCCGGCGGAAGGACAUGUGGAAAUUGUUGUACAAUUUGGUGAAUCGCAACCAAAGCAAUUUAUCCGCUGUAUACAAUGUUGUUGAUGACAUUCUCUGUCAGGAUCCAAGUCUCAUCAGCUGCUCAUCUGUGAACGAAUUAAAAAGCGAAUUCCAGGAUGCUUUUCUGCUGUGGCUACUAAACAAACUGUCUGUUUGUUUGAGCGACUGUACGGAUGAGGGACAGUGUCUGAAAAAUGUGCAGCUACAGCAGAAGCUUUUGUUAUCCUGCUGGUGCAACCAUCCGAAACUCUACGGGCGUCUCGUAGAGGCCUACAGGGAGGCGCUACAGCAGCUCUAUGACAAGAUGAGCGCCUUCGACUACACUAAUCCCGACAAGAACUGCAAAGAAUUGCGCACUUUGCAUUUGCACAUCUUUCGCUGCGACUCCAGUGUGCUGCAGGAGUUCGAUGAUCAAUGUGCAUUCCAAGUGAUUACACUGCAGCUGGACAAAUCGGAUGCAUAUGCCAAGUAUCUGCUGCUAGUUCUACAACAGGCACAUCAUAUCGGCCAUGCCACGCACAGCGAUCAGUUCGCCGAGAGUCUUCAUCAGGCUUUGCUCACUCUCAAAGAGUGCAACAUGGACACCAAGCUGACAUGUCUAAGCUACUGUCAUUCUGUGCUCCAAGCACAUACCACAACCAGUUGGUCGAACAGCGCAGCUGUGGCUCACUAUGCAGCCCUCACGCUGCGAGCUCUGGCUCUAAUGUGGUCCCUAAUCAGUCGCUGGAAAGACAAGUGCAUGACGCAGGCGCAGCUGGAGCGGCUAGUCACGCACACCGAGCAGCUACUACUAGUGUUUACAAGGCAAAAGAUGUCGAAUCCUGAUUGCCUUGAGUUGUGUUGCCAACUUUUGCAUGAGGUGCUGUCUCAACCGGCCAGCGAUUGGCGUUGCCAUCUGCUCCAGGUUCUGUGCGACUAUCUGCGAGAGCAGCUGAAGGAGGCGAGCUCAAUGCUGCCUGCCAACACUUGCCAGCUUCUGUUGCGUCAGUGGCGUGGCAAUCCUGGACCUCUACUGUCCUUACUCGCUGCAGUUGCUGCCAAGCAGCCCGCAAUUAGAGAUAAAAUCUCGUUGAUGCUCAGCCAGAGUCUGGCUCGACUGUUGGCGAAGCCUACGCCCGAGAAGCUGCCCGAACUGUUGGCUGUGCUGCGUGGGCUCAAGCAUAUGGAGCGGCUGCUGCUGAUGGCCAAUCAGCAGGAGCUCGUGGCUGCCAGUGAUGAGGCACUUAACGCUGAGCUGCUCGCCCAACUGCCGCAGCAUCACGAGGUCGCGCUGCACACCGAUGCCAACAGCAAUUGGAAUGUACUGAGUGCCCAGCUCUUGGAGGAUUCUCUGUGCGUGGCCUGUCCGGAGUUCAUGGAGAUCUGCGCUCUGCUGCUGCACUGCACCUGCCUGCGUCUGCAAUUGAAGCCACAUACACAGCAGCAGCUUCUGGGCGUGCUGCAGCGCGCUCUGCAGUCAUCGGAGCAGGAGAAGAAAACUCAGGCCUUGCUUGCUUUGGCCACGCUCCGCCUGGAGAUCCCAUCUAGUGCUCACACCCAGCUGCAGAGCUUCUUUGCACAGAAGUGUCUGGCGAUGCUUAACGCCGAGCAGGCGGACAUUGUGCAGCUCCUCUGCGAGCAUCUGCCUCAGCUGUAUGUGGCAGGCUACAUCAAAUCCGGUCACCUGCAGCAAAUGUUGCCCAAGCUGAAGCCCACCGAGGACGGCAACACGCUGGCCGCUGUGCUGCGUCUGUUGCUGUGCACCCAACAGCCAGAGACGGCGCAUGUCUUCAAGGCAGAGAAUCGGAAGAUCAUACUAUGCUGCUCCAAGUGCGAGGAGCUGCCUGCCACAUUGCCUGGUUUAUAUUUGGGCAUGUGCAAGCCGAGCACUGCAGUUGCCAAGUCCUUCAGUAGCUCCACCUUGAAUGCAUUUGUAGAUGCUAUGCUGUUCAAGUCAAAAUGCACUUACAUUGCCCAUCACUUGGAUUUGAUCAACCUGGAACCCUCGGUCUGUCUGAGCUUGCUUAGGAAUGCGCCCGAUUUGCAGGCACUCAACGAGCGCAGUUUCGAACGCCUUGUGCCCGUGCUAGCUGCUCAAUCCCCGGACUUCAUGCAGCAGCUCGCAAGCCUUGUGCUCGACUGGAUUUUGGACAUGUUAGCGAAGCCUCUGGAGGCGCAGAGCGAGGUCCAGCAGCGAAAAUUGUUGCGUCUGAUCGUGUGCGCAGCUCAUCCGGAGAUCGAUGAGCUCUGGCUCUUCCACUGGUUCAAGAUGACCUUCUUUUUCCUAGUGCACACGCGUUCGCUGGUCGCCCAGGAAGCUGUGCUCGCCGCGUGCCAACUGUGCGCACGCCACGACCUGCAGCCGCUCACGCUGUGGAACUGGUACAAACGAGAUGCGCUCGGCUUAGUCGUUCAGCUGGCACUGCAGGCCUAUUUGACGCAGGGAGUACGCUUCACCCACUCCCUGCGAGCGCUGACCAGAAUGCUGGGCUACUCCUGCGUGCAGGAGUUCACCUGCAAGUACCACCGCCUGCUGACCACCCUGAUACUGCCCUACUGUAUUAAGGAGCCGCGCUGCAAGGGCGUCUUUGUGCUCAUUGCCAAACAAGUCCAUAAGCCAAUUGCUGCACUCUUCUCGACGUCCUUUUUGCGUCUCUAUGCUCACGUCCAUCUCAGCGAGCCGCCAGAGCUGGCAAAUCGUUGCAUCGAGCUGGUGGCCAGCUGCACGCAAUCCACCUUGCAGGAACUGAUGAAUGCGGAUGUAAAGCAAACUGUAGCCGAGCUGCUAAUCUACUUCAAUCGAAAUCCAACCUUUGUGAUGCGUUCCUUUCAAAGUCUGCUGCAACUGAGCGGAGGCAGCGAGAGUCUGUCCACGCAGGCAACCAAUGCCCAAUUCUCCACGUUCAUUGCGGAGCGCAUACUCGGCGUCAUCACCUAUUUCGAAAGCUGUCUGUCUGAGGCGUCGUUCGAGAAGAGCCUGAAGGAGGAGACACUCUACAGUCUGGGACAGAUUCUUCGCUUUGUCGGCCCUCAACAUGUGACUCAAUUUCGCUUUAAGAUCAUCGCCAUGUUGAGUUUUGUGCACACGCUGCAAGAGCCAAAUCUGCAGCGUAUUUGCUUGAAGAUUUGGCACAUAUUUCUUCAUGUGGUGAACAUACAGGAGCUGGGUCCUUCGCUUGGUCGCAUUGUCGCCACGCUGCAGCCGCUGCUCGCCUACAGCGUGGAGCAGGUCAAUGAGCUCUACGAAUUUGUCAUUCUACGCAACGCUUCCAUGCUGGGCAGCUAUAUACAAGAUUUAUAUUUUCUGGAGCGCCUGGAACAUGUAUCGACGCCUAUAAGAGAGUGCAUUAAGCGUCACACGGCGCAGCUGUGCCUUGACGGCCCUGUGGCGGAUGAGGACGAGGCUCCGCUGCUGGAUCAGCUGCGCUUUCUACAUAAGCAAAUCACUAACGAGUGCCUGCAGGUACGCGUCUAUGGACUAGAGCAUCUGGCCGAGCUGUUCGGUCGCCGUCGUGCCCAACUGAAUCAUAUGAUACUGCACAAACUGCCCAUGGAACCGCUCAUGGAGCAGAUUGUCAAUAUCCUGAUGUCUGGCAGCCAGCACGACGAUCGCUCGCUGCAGCUGGCCUCUGCCAAGUGCCUGGGCGAAUUGGGAGCUAUCGAUGCAAGCUAUUUGCCCUCCAACUACAACUACGCCAGCUCGCAGCAGCUACCGCUGAGCGUCCUAACGGAUGACUUCACCGUGCUGGCUCUGACGGCGCUCUGUCGCGGCUAUCAGUUCCAGCAGAAGACGAAGCACGUGGACAGCUUCUCGCUGGCCAUACAGGAAACACUCGCCGUCUGCGGCAUUGCGCCCAAGGAGCAGAAGAAGCUGCAGCUGUGGCAGUCGCUGCCGGUGCGUAUGCGCGAGAUCAUGGAACCCUUGCUCAACUCCUGCUACACCUGCUCGCAACGGCCCAACACGCUGACACAGCAUCCGCUCUUUGGCAGUCAUUACACGCAUAACUCCUACGAGCUGUGGGCAUUCCUCUGGGCCUCGCGCCUCAUUGACUACGUGCAGUCGUCGGAUACGCGUCACUUGCUCAGCUCCUACAAGCCCUGCAUUCGACGCGACUCGAACAUGCUGAGCACCUUCUAUCCCUAUAUCCUGCUACACGCAUUGCUCGAGUGCAAUGCGGAGCAGCGUAUCCGCAUCGAGGAGGAGUUCCAGACGGUGCUGCAGGCGAAUGAAGAGCUUUCCAAGCAAGUGGCGACACCAGCAAAAACUGCCUUCGAUCCAACUGCAACAAACCGCAAUGCUGGCGGCUACAAGCUCUUCGAGUCGAUGAAAUAUAGAGCCUCCACUAAAACGACUAAUGAUGAUCCCCUGGCUGGCUCCAGUGCUGAGGAUCAGUCCCGAUUGGCCGGCAAACUGUGUGCCGAGCUGCUGGACUUCCUUCAGCGCUGGCUGCGCGAAUGGCAGCGCCAACACGGCCUGAGCAUGGCCGGCAAGCCGCCCCAGGACGUGGACGCCAACUACGGUGCCAUCUACGGGUUCGUGCAGCGCAUCGACAAGCUGCGUGUGGCACGGGCCAGCUAUAACUGCGGAGAGUAUGCGCGGGCUCUGCGCUACCUGGAGGCCUAUAUAGAUGGCGACAAGACUGCACGUUUGCUGGAGCAGUUCACGUUUCUCGUCGAGCUCUAUGGGCGGCUGAUGGACGCCGAUUCGGUGGAGGGUGCGGUGCAGACGCGCAGCUGCGACAUGAGCGUCACCCAGGAGAUUCUAGUGAAUCGUUUGGUGGAACGCCAGCAGGAUAUGAUCACAUGCUAUGAGCAACUGCUGUCCAGCACGGAGCAACUGCAGCCGGAGCACAUACGCGCCAUUAUCGAUGCCUACUUGCGCAUGGACACGCCCAAGACGGCGCUGCUUAUUGCCGACGGUCUCUCCCAACGUCUGGCGGAUCAGCACACGGAACAGUAUUUCAGCGAGUGCAAGGCAGAGCUGCUCUGGCGCCUGGGCAGUUACGAUGAGCUCGAGGAGCUGCAGGUCCAACGGCAGCAGCAGAGCCGCUGCAAGCCCAACUGGCACGCUCAGUGCGCCCAGGCAUGCCUCGCCCUAAGGCAGCCGAUGACCACCAAAGUGGAGUUCGAUUCGCUGCUGGAGUCCAUGCGCUGCUCGGUGCUGGAUCAGCUGCGCAGCUGCUCCGCCCUGCAGCAGCACUCGUAUGCACAUGCCUAUGACGAUGUACUGAAGCUGCAUAUGCUGCACGAGCUGCAGUGCAGCCAUCAGCUGGUCGAGCAGCUGUCGGCGCUGCAGCAGGAGCAGACGGAGCAGCAACAGACGGAAUUGAUGCGCAACUACUUUGCCGAUUGGCAGUCUCGACUGCAGAUACUGCAGCCGCAGCUGCGCGUGCUGGAGCCCAUCUACAGCUUUCGACGCAAUCUGCUCGCCGAGCUCAAGCGCCGGCUGGGCGAUUGCGCGCCGCUGCAGGCACAGCUCCGGACACAGCUGGCCCAGCUCUGGCUGAACAGCGCCCAAAUCAAUCGUAAUGCGGGCCAGCUGCAGCGCGCGCAUCUCUAUCUAAUGAAGGCGGCGGAGUAUAAGCCGAGCCGCCUCUUCCUGGAGCGCGCCAAGCUGCUGUGGCAGAAGGGUGAUCAGGUGCAGGCCAUGAAUUUCCUCGAGGAGCAGCUGUCGGCGAUUGUCCAGCAAUGCGAGGGAAACGUCAAGCAGCUCAGCGGCGAGCAGCGUCAGCUCUACUUCGAGGGAAAGUAUCUGCAGGCCACGUACAAUGCGGACUCGAUGAAUCUGUGCGCCGACGCCAUACUCAAGUACUUCCAGGAGGCCAUCGCUGUGCACCACAAAUCGGAGCGCUGCUUCGUCCAGCUGGCCCAGUUUCUGGAGAAGAUGCGUGAGGCGCGAGCCGCCGGCACGGCCAAUACGCAGACGCGCGAGGAUGAGGAGCUGCUGCUGCAGAUUAUGGUCAACUAUGCGAAAUCGUUGCGCUAUGGCAGCGACCAUGUCUACCAGUCCAUGCCGCGCCUGAUCAGCCUCUGGCUGGACACAGCGGCCACAGCCUCGGCCGCAGCCAGCACGAGCCAUGCGGAGCUGGUGCGCAAAAUGAAUGAUCUGCUCAGCAACUGCUGCACGGCGCUGUCCACGGGCAUGUUCUAUACGGCGUAUUCGCAAAUGCUGAGCCGCCUCUGCCAUCCCUCGGCCGAGGUGUUUGCCGUGCUGCGCACUGUGAUCAUCAUGCUGAUCCGGGAGUAUCCGCAGCAGUCGCUUUGGAUGCUGUUGCCCCACUUCAAGUCCGCCGCAGUGAAUCGCGUGAAGCGCUGCAAUUCGAUUCUCACCGAUGAGCGGCUGCAGAAUGCCGAAUUUCAGCGCUUACUGAGCGACUUCAACACUUUGACGGAUCGUUUGAUUUGCGUGACCAACAAGGAGGUCACCCUCGAUCGCAGCUACAAGCUGAGCGACCUGGACAAGCGACUGCCGCAGCUGUGCGGCCAGGCGAACUUCUCCAACAUAAUGCUGCCCUUCGAAAAGUAUAUGCAGCCGACAUUCAACAUAUCCUCGGCGCAGGAUACUACGCCCUCGCCCAGUCCGGGUGCCAACAAGCUUUCGACGAGCAAUUGGUUCCCCUAUAGGCAUAUCUAUAUAACUGGCUUCCAGGAGAAGGUGCUCGUGCUGCGCUCAGCGGCACGACCCAAAAAGCUGACCAUACGCUGCAGCGAUGGGCAGGAUUAUGACAUCAUGGUUAAGCCCAAGGACGACUUGCGCAAGGAUGCACGUCUCAUGGAGUUCAAUGGGCUGAUGAAGCGCUAUCUGCAUCAGGAUGCGAGUGCCCGCCAGCGGCGUCUGCACAUACGCACCUAUGCCGUGCUGCCGUUCAAUGAGGAGUGCGGCCUUCUCGAGUGGCUGCCGAAUCUGAAUUCGUAUCGCAGCAUUUGCAUCGCCUUGUACAUGCAGCGGGGUCAGGUGAUGAGCGGCCGCCAGCUGCAGCAGCUGGCCUUGCCGCAAACGGAGUCAAUAGAGCGUAAGCGUGCCGUGUUCCUUAACCAGCUGCUUCCCGCCCAUCCGCCUGUUUUCCAGGAGUGGCUGCUGCAGCGCUUUACCACGCCCCACGGCUGGUAUGAGGCACGCAACUCGUAUAUACGCACCGUGGCCGUCAUGUCAAUGGUGGGCUACAUCCUGGGCCUGGGCGAUCGCCAUGGUGAGAAUAUACUCUUCGACGAGCGCAAUGGCGAUGCGGUGCACGUGGACUUCAACUGCUUGUUCAAUCAGGGCGAGGCGUUUGCCUAUCCCGAGGUGGUUCCCUUCCGCCUCACCCACAACAUGAUCACGGCCAUGGGUCCCUUGGGCGUGGAGGGCAGCUUCCGCAAGUGCUGUGAGAUAACGCUGCGACUGCUAAAGCAGGAGACCAAAACGCUUAUGUCCAUGCUGCGGCCGUUCGUCUACGAUUUGGGUGUCCAGAGCCGUCUUACGGCCUCGACCAGCAACCGGAACAAACACGGCGCCGAGGUGACCGAUCCGAAGGUCACGAACGAUGUGCAGCGCAUUGCGGAACGUCUGCAGGGACAUGUCAAGCGGCAGCAGGCAAACAGCAUUCCCUUGUCCACAGAGGGUCAGGUUAACUUCUUGAUUAAUGAGGCAACUAAAGUGGAUAAUCUCGCUGCCAUGUACAUAGGCUGGGGCGCUUUUCUAUAGUGCCUUGCGCUAAUUUUGAUGUGAAUUUUUCAUUUUGAAUAUUUUUGUACCACAUGUUUGUAUAUGCAAAUGUUGAAAUUGUUAAUAAUAACACU
This is a messenger RNA of Drosophila mojavensis, 7896 nucleotides long. It is a transcript of the gene mei-41, whose product is annotated as serine/threonine-protein kinase ATR. Gene Ontology annotation, biological process: protein phosphorylation; telomere maintenance; DNA damage checkpoint signaling. Bases 92 to 7801 code for a protein of 2569 amino acids. Lineage: Eukaryota; Metazoa; Arthropoda; Insecta; Diptera; Drosophilidae. Gene Ontology annotation, cellular component: nucleus. The record is from RefSeq and is a predicted model, not a curated record. Gene Ontology annotation, molecular function: protein binding; protein serine/threonine kinase activity. The transcript has 6 exons.